Carica papaya (papaya) is the source of this 983-nucleotide messenger RNA. Lineage: Eukaryota; Viridiplantae; Streptophyta; Magnoliopsida; Brassicales; Caricaceae. The record is from RefSeq and is a predicted model, not a curated record.
UUUGCUUAUCUAUAGUUAUGCAAUUCGGAGGUCAGCAUCCAGGUGGUCUUGGGGUUCCUGCUGUUGGCAUGGCAUUUCCUGGAUAUGUUGCACAGCCACAUGGUUUGGGAAAUUCUGAAAUGACAUGGCUACCAGUUUUGGCGGGUGCUGCUGGAGCUUUGGGGGCUACAUAUUGUUCACCUUACAUUGCUGUUGAUGGUUCUUAUAAUGCUCGCCCAUCUGGACAGACUUCUUCAGUGGGAUCCUCGAGCAAAGAGAAUAAUACAAAUAAAUCAAAUAAUGAAUGGAAGCCUUCCCAGAGACCUGAGCUUGUGAGUGAUGAAUUUGGGCAGCGACAAAACAACCCAAAUAAGCAGCCUCGCAGAUACUCGGAGAUGAGCUUUAGCAAGUGAUAUACUUAGUUAACAUCAAUCUUGUUUGAAUAAGCUGAUGAAGGCCUUGUUCCAGGCCCUUUGUGAUCUCCAGCUUUUGUCCUGGAGCACACUCUGGGCCGCAAUUUGUUCCAGGAUAUCUUAGUUAUAUAUGACAAACACCUGAUCAUGCUGCAGUCAAUUUGAGAACAUGUUGUGGCUUGACGGGUGGGAGUCCCAUGUCUAAAUCUGCGGUUUAUCUUGUGGCUUUGGUUUUAUUAGUGAAGCUUGUUACAAAUUAUUGCAGGCUUCUCCAUGGGAAAAGAACAAGAAGUAUUGUGCGCAAGCUAUUUGAUUUGGUGAAGUUGAAUAUUUCUAUAGAGAUGUAUUUCUUUUUCUUAAAGACUCUUCAUGAGAACCUUAUCUUUCUGAUUGAGUAGUUUAACCUGGCAUCUAAGAUACUUUAAACUCCUUUUCAGGAGACUCAGCUGUCAUUAUUUGUUUUAUGGACACCUAUAGCCUUUCAUGGAGUGUAUGUAAUUGAGUGGGUUGUUGACAGUAAGUGACGGAUUGCAUUGGGUAUAUAGUAACACAUAUAUAAGUAUAUACGUAAUAUACAAAGAUUUAUGUGUC